AUGUUAGCACAAUCAAGAGAGAUAAAUAUAGUUUGUGAAAUGAAGUCUGGUGGUAUGUUCGAUCUUUAUCCUACAUGUAUGUCAUUUUUUGCUAAUGAUGUAAAUAAUUACGCUGUUGAUGCUGAAAAUGGUAAUGCUUAUUAUGGACAACGGCAUAGCAGUCGUACAGUUGUUGCUGAAGAAACUUCACGUCAUGUUCCAUAUAAAAGAAAAUGGUGCACCUCUUACAGCUAUCUCUAUCCUGGUGCUUUUAGUUUUUCAUCACUGUUUCUUACUGCAUCAUUAGAUUGGACUGUACGUUUAUGGUCUACACGUGAACAUAAAGCUAUACAUACAUUUGGUGAUUAUUUGGAUUAUGUGUAUGAUGUAUGCUGGAGUCCUAUACAUCCGGCUGUAUUUUCCGCUGUUGAUGGUACUGGAAAUUUAGAUAUAUGGGAUAUGGAUCGCGAUGCUGAAAAAAUUAUUAUUAUUCGUUUCUUGAAACUUGUGUAUUACUGUUGUUAUUUUGAUAGUGAUAAUUUCAAUUUCACUGUUGAAAAUAGCUUGUAUAUUCCUGUGGCUCGUCGCAAAUUAGGAUUAUCAAGCAAUGUAGACACAUCUUCAUCGUUAUCAUCUGGUCAAGUUGGUGUUGCUUUAAAUAAAUGCCGUUGGAAUAUUGCAGGCACACAUGUAGCUGUUGGAGAUGAUACCGGUCGUGUUACUGUUUGUAGUGUUCACGAAAGUCUUUCUCAACCUGUCACUGAAGAUUGGUCUAGUUUCGCACAUGUAUUAGCAGAUCUUAAACACUAUGAAAUGGAGCCAGAAGUAGAAACAGGAGCAUAA
Schistosoma margrebowiei is the source of this 822-nucleotide messenger RNA. The record is from the annotation of a GenBank genome assembly. NCBI's taxonomy places the organism in Eukaryota, Metazoa, Platyhelminthes, Trematoda, Strigeidida, Schistosomatidae.